Molecule: messenger RNA, 5298 nt
Organism: Volvox carteri f. nagariensis
Lineage: Eukaryota; Viridiplantae; Chlorophyta; Chlorophyceae; Chlamydomonadales; Volvocaceae
Exons: 4
Coding region: 1-5298 (1765 amino acids)
Biological process (GO): regulation of DNA-templated transcription
Molecular function (GO): zinc ion binding; sequence-specific DNA binding
Source: RefSeq, a predicted model, not a curated record
AUGAUGCCCUUCAAUGGGUUACCGCAGCCGGCCUCGCCUGCGCCGCCUCUUGUGGCGGAUCCUCCCGAUGCAGCUCCCCGGCCACAGCUGCGGCUGAUACGGCCACAAGCCCCACAUGACAUCACUGAGUGCGCAGGGCAGCAGUUGCCGUCACCGAGCCGCUCCGCAGCCUUUCAUGCGAACCCCGCGCCCGGUGACCUCAGCGCCGACAAUGAAGUCAGCGCAGCGGCAGCGCUGCUGAUUCAGAUGCGCCACCAGAGCAUCAAUCUACCGUACGUCGAUGCUGGCGAAGAAGUCUUAUGUCUCUCUACGGGCCCUGCGGGAAGCGGCGGCGGCGACAGCGGCGACGGUGCGGCAGAGGCCGCGUCAGAGGCCCGUGGAGGUCGCGGAGGAGGCGGAGGCGGUUCGGAGGAGGCGCCGCUGGAGGACAUGGAGGUCGUCGAGCUGCCUGUGGACGUGAGCUCAAUGGUAGAUGUUGGUGGUGGCGUCUACGUGACGCCGUCUACUGCGGGACCAGGCAUUUCCUUCCGCUCCCUCAGCGGCCGUCAACAGGACGGCUUCGGUGUUCUGGCCUUCGACAACGUUCCCCGCCGGCCUCGCUCGCAGGUCGGCCGGCAGCCGCCGGAGCCGACAGCAGCCCAUUUGAAGCGCCUCAGUGCUCUGGCCACACAGCCGAGGGCUUCCGCAGUUGCGGCGGCGGCGGUGCCGGCGCUGUUGCCCGGGACGUUUGGGGGCGGCCAGCUGCCGUUCGGCGCGGCGGCCGCUGGCCAGCAGCUGCUCGGGUUGGCGGACCCGUUGUCGGCGGCUGUUGCCGCUGCGCUGGCGGUCACCGACCCGGCGGCGGCGGCAGCGUGGAUGGCUGGCGGCCGCCUGGCUCCUGCGUUGGCUUCCGUACUCGCAACGCAUCUGGCACCGCGUAUACCUGGGGCGCACAUAGCGUCUGGUGCCGCCGCCGCUGCAGUCGGAUUAUCAGGGCCAAAUAGCUCCAGGGGCGCGGCGCCAGGAGGCGGUACAGGCGCAAGGCAGCGGCAACCGCUGCCGGCGGCCGAGCACGACGACACGAGUAUCAACAGCGAGAGCAGUGCUGAGGACUCCCGACACUUUCGCUCCCGUGGGGCCACACGCACGCCCACACCGCAGCUCAGCGCGGGCACGCUGCCCCUGGGGUCUCAGCCACACCAGCAGCAGCUUAAAGCUUCGCAGCUCUUGUCGUCAUUGCAGCAGCAGCAGCACCACCACCAGCAACAACAGUCGAGACCAGCGACGGGGCGGUCCGCAGGCGCCUCCCGCAGGAAAACGCGCCCCGCCUCCGAUCGCCAGCGGCCAGGAUCAGCCGGUUCCGACCCUAGCUUCGAGGUGCGCGGCCGGGAUGGCGACAAUGGCGGCGGCGGCGGCGGUGCUGCCGACGCGCCCCCCCCUGGCGCCUCCGCCGCAUCAUGGCAGCCGCCUCCUCGGCCUCCUCGGAAUCACAAGGGCCCGCUGCUGUGCGCCAACUGCGGUACCACACAGACGCCGUUGUGGAGGAAGGACCGGGUCACUGGCGACACGGUGUGCAACGCAUGCGGCAUUUACAAGCAAACGCACGGCUUUGACCGGCCCGUCGGCGGACGGCAGCCGGCGCCACAGCAGGCCUCCGGCAAACGUCACGCAGCAUUACGCACGGUGCCCACUUUAGCUCCGACGGCUGGGGGAGCAGCAGCUGGCAGCGGCGUCGGCGGGGCCUCGUCGCGUGGCGCUCCUCGCUCGCCAUCGCCGCAACCGUCGCGCUCGCCAUCGCGGGUGAGCGCACCAUGUCCGCCGCCUCAGCCGCCACCUACAGCACCUUCCACCGGCGCCACACUCGGGGAUGGUAGUCUCCCGGAAUUAGUGAAAACAGACGAGGAGGACGUGGCGUCAGCAAGCCAGCAGCCGCUGCGCGUCGCCGCAGCCGCUGCGGCUGUAGCAGCAGCGGCUGUAGCAGCCGCAUCGGCAGCGGCCGCGACGCCUGCGUGGUCUGCACAGGGCGGUCCCGGCGGCGCCGCCGCCGGGCCGUGUCGCGGCAAGCAGAUACGGCUGUCACUGCAGCGCGAUAUUGCGGCGUCGGACGGCUUGGAACCGGAGCCCGAGUCUGAGGCACUUCUGGCAUCGUUAUGCGAGCGGGAAGCGCCGGCAAAGGCCAGGGAUGACGGCUUAGGCGUCGGCGUUGGCGGAGGGCCCAGUAACAAUUGCAUGCGCCGUUCCAUACCAUUGCCUUGCCGUACAGCCUCAGGGGGAAACGGCGACCCUGACGGCGGAAUCGCCGUUUCGCCGCUGCGGCUGGACGUUGCCGCCGCCGCGGGCGCUGCCGCUUCGUCUGGCAUGAUGCGUGUGUACGAGGCCCGGACCCCGGAGACAGCCGCCCCGUCAGACGAAGGCGCUCUUGCGCCACAGCAGCCCCAGCUCCUGCGCGGCAGUUCUCUCCGUGAUUGGCUGCCGUACGGCGUGUACCAGCCCGCGGCGGCAGCUGUACCGCCGCCGCCGCCGCCGCUGCCUUCGCAGUCACUUAAGCGGCAGCGUGAGGACUGGGAGGUGCAACCGGCGCUGUCCCCGCAGGUCCCAACGGAAAGUGGGGAGAGCCGCGGGGCGCUCCAAGAGGGGUCACGUGUGCCGUCUAACGGUGCCCGGCUGCAGCAGCAGCAACAGCGGCCGGCAGGCUCAAGCUACAGCGCAGAGCAGCUGUCUGAUACUGGCGGCGAAGGCAGCGAUGUCGCCGGCGCGGCAGCAGCGGCAGCGGCGGCGGCGGCGGCGCUUAGAACUCGUGGGGCCGUGGACGCCUGGGAGGACCAAACACGCUGCCUUGAGGGAGAAGGAGAGGGCGGGACGUCAAUGGCUGGCGUGUUGCCAGCGGCUCUGCCGCCGCCGAGACCACCGGUGCCGCCGCCGCCGGCGUCGCCGCUGUUGCUGCUCCUGCCACCCAAGGUGAAGACCGAAGGGCCCGAAGGGAGAGAAAGGGACCUUGCGGCUGCCGACGGAGGGGGCGAUGCGGCUGCGGCGGGCCCAUCAAUGCCGUACUCUGAGCCGGAGGAGGUACCAGAGCAGGGUGUAUGCGAGGCUGCACGCCCGCCAUCACAGCAGCAGCAGCAGCCGAAGCAGCAACCGCAACCGAAGCAGCGCGCAGUGACGGCGCCGCGGUCGGGCUUUACGGCGAUGUCCGUAGCGUCAGAUGACUUGACGACGUUUGGAGACCUUGUGAGGCUGCGGCCCAGGGCGACUCCGGAGCUUCGCAGCGACGAGGUGACAGAAUGGGAGCAAUCAAGGCAGAGGGAGGUUCGGCAGCUGCGGGAGCGACAGACGGGUCAUUGGGAGGAUCACCACCACUACCAUCACCACCACUGGCAGGGGGAGUAUUCGGCCAGGGCGCCUGGAGUGCACGUGCCGGGCCCGAUGGCGCAGUGGCCACAGAAAGACGAAGCCGAUGCGCGGCCGGCGGCAGCGGCGGCAGCUGCCGUACAAUACUCUGCAACCGUCAGGCGUCCUGCUUUGCCGCCAGGCAACCUGGUGUGUGUCCGGCUGCCAAAUGGCCGACUGGCGUACCUGCAGGCUAUGGCGCCGCCACCGCAGCCACCGCCGCGGCAGCUGCUGGCGUACGGCAGCCGUGCGGUCGUUGAAAUGUCCGCUGGGGGGUUUCCUCUUCGCCAAGAAGUGUCGGGGGUGUCGCGGGGAUGGGACAGGUGGCAGGAGCAGCCGCACGGCGGUGAGGAGUCCGACCAAGAGCAUAGAGUUAGCGGUGGUGGCGAGAACAGCGACAGCGGCGCGAGAUGGGGUUACGGUACCCAGCAGCAGCAAUCGCAGCAAUGGCAACAGCAGCAGCGCCGCUCUAGACGGGAUAGUGAGUCUGCGUGGACGGCGGCGGCAGCAGCAACGGGUACGAGAAUGCCGUACCGGCCGGCGCGCCAUGAGGAAGACGAGAAUGAUUAUGGCGACGCCGCGGCAGUCGGCCGUUCCACGGCCGCAGCAGCGGGUACGACAUCGGCGGCGGCGACUUCCUUGGCAGCAGCCACGAGCGCGGCUCGGGUCCCAAGGAAGCUGGUGUUGAGCGCCGAUGCCGACGGGACGGCAGGGACCGGAUCCGUCUACAUCACCGGCCAGGAUGCCGAUCAGCAAUCACAACACAGCGACCACAGUGACAACGGCGGCUGGGGCCGCCGCCGUGGCGGCGGCGACAGCAGUGGCUGCCCGGAAGGCGAUCUGGAACAAGCAGUGGGAAGUUCCAGAGCUUUGUGCACGACGGCACAGCUGCAGCAGCAGCAACAAGAACAUUCCGAGCCGGGGCGGCAGAUCGUGACGGCAGCGGCGGCAGCAGCGGUAGAGAACCUCGCCUUACGGCAGUACGUCGAGCUGUACGAGCAAGCGACGGCUGACCCGCAAGAAGAGCUCAUGGCAUGGCAGCGGCGGCGCCAACAGCGGGCAGCGGCGGUGGUCACUGCCGCUGCCACAGCAGCGCAAGGCAUCCUGUCGUACCGGCCGCCAGCGGAUGGCGAGCUUUCGAAGUACGAUCUGUAUGGCGACACGACGUCCGCAGAUGGAGGCGGCAGCGGUAGCUUUUCGCGGCCGUCACCCAGCCCCGCCGCGACACAGCCCGACUUUGACGGUGCGGCGCGGCGCAGCUACACCGGAACGAUAGUCGACAGGGACUCGUACGGCCACCGGCCCCGAAACCACUCGCACCAUCAACUGCCUAUCGAGCCAACCAACCGCCAGCGUGGUUUGGAGCGCCCCGAGGUCCUGGACGCCGAGUUAGGGCCCAUGUACGGCCGCGGGGAGUUGGCAGUGGACGAGCAUCCCGGGCUGUUGUACGGCGGAAUGCUGCCGCCAGUCCAGGCUUCCUACGUGGGCAUGCGCGGUGGAACUGACCCUCGUCCGGCGUCACCGUUGCUGCCGCCAUCGCAGUCCGAGGGACACCCGAACUCGCACGCCCACCUGGUUUCCCACCCGCACCCACACCUCCGCCACCACACACACCCGCACCCGGCGGGGGUGUUCCUGCCAGGUCCUCCUUUCGUCGUUGCUCGUCGGGGGCCUUACCCGCAGCAGCACGCGGCGGCGUUGCCGCCGCGACCCCUGGGUCAUUCGGCUGCACAGCUUGCAGAUGGACCUGACGGGCCCCGGCAGCAGCAGCAGCAGCAGCCACCGUCCAGCAGUGGUGGCCUCCAAGCGGCUGCAAAGCACUACCUUUCAGCGCCGGCAGGGCCCAGAAGGUCCUCGGGGACGGUGGUGGAGGGCGGGCGCAGCGGGGCAGCGGCGGUGACGUCCGAAGCGGCGGCGACUCAGCCACCAUAG